Danio aesculapii is the source of this 2705-nucleotide messenger RNA. Its product is annotated as gastrula zinc finger protein XlCGF57.1-like. The record is from RefSeq and is a predicted model, not a curated record. Gene Ontology annotation, molecular function: RNA polymerase II cis-regulatory region sequence-specific DNA binding; DNA-binding transcription factor activity, RNA polymerase II-specific. Gene Ontology annotation, cellular component: nucleus. The transcript is spliced from 3 exons. Bases 108 to 1328 code for a protein of 406 amino acids. Lineage: Eukaryota; Metazoa; Chordata; Actinopteri; Cypriniformes; Danionidae. Gene Ontology annotation, biological process: regulation of transcription by RNA polymerase II; central nervous system development.
UAAGGCCGCGCCGCUCCCGCACUGUGAUUCGACCGGAGAAAGGAUAAAGUGUCCAAACGCAGAGAAAAACUCCCGCUGAAGCGACUGAUCUCCACACAGUUAUAAAGAUGGCGUUUAUUAAAGAGGAGAGUGAAGAUGUGAAGAUUGAAGAAACAUUCAGAGUCAAACAGGAAGAUCUGCAGGAACAAACAGAACUAAUUGAAGAUAAUGAGAUGUGGAAAGAGGAGGAACAUAUCAAAAUUGAGGAAAAAAAUAAUUCACAAACUGAUGGUAUUUUGAAAAGGAGAGACAAGAAUCGGUUCACCUGCACGCAUUGUGGAAAGAGUUUUGGAAAAAAAGGCAAUCUUAAUAUUCACAUGAGGAACCACACUGGAGAAAAACCAUUCACAUGCACCCAGUGUGGGAAGAGUUUCAGCCAAUCAUCAUCCCUUAAUCUACACAUGAAGAUUCACACUGAAGAGAAACCAUUCACAUGCACUCAGUGUGGGAGGAGUUUCAGCCAAUCAUCAUCCCUUAAUCUACACAUGAAGAUCCACACUGGAGAGAAACCAUUCACAUGCACCCAGUGUGGGAAGAGUUUCAGCCAAUCAUCAAACUUAAAUCUACACAUGAAGAUCCACACUGGAGAGAAACCAUUCCCUUGCACUCAGUGUGGGAGGAGUUUCAGCCAAUCAUCAUCCCUUAAUCUACACAUGAUGAGCCACACUGGAAAGAAACAAUUCACUUGCACUCAGUGUGAGAGGAGUUUCAGCCAAUCAUCAAACUUUAAUAAACACAUGAAGAUCCACACUGGAGAGAAACCAUUCACAUGCACCCAGUGUGGGAAGAGUUUCAGCCAAUCAUCAAACUUUAAUCUACACAUGACGAGCCACACUGGAGAGAGACCAUUCACAUGCACUCAGUGUGGGAAGAGUUUUAAAUGCUCAUCACACCUUAAUCAACACAUGAGGAUCCACACUGGAGAGAGACCAUUCACAUGUACUCAGUGUGGGAAGAGUUUCAGCCACUCAUCACACCUUAAUCAACACAUGAGAAUCCACACCGGAGAGAAACCAUUCACUUGCACUCAGUGUGGGAAGAGUUUCAGCCAAUCAGCCAACUUUAAUCACCACAUGAGAAUCCACACCGGAGAGAAACCAUUCACUUGCACUCAGUGUGGGAAGAGUUUCAGCCAAUCAUCAUCCCUUAAUCUACACAUGAGGAUCCACACUGGAGAGAAACCAUUCACAUGCACUCAGUGUGGGAAGAGUUUUAAAUGCUCAUCACACCUUAAUCAACACAUGAGGAUCCAUAGUGGAGAGAAACCAUUCACUCAUUCUUGCACUUAAGCUGUGGUCACACUGGACUUUUCUCUCCAUAGACUUCCAUUUAUGUGCACGCGAAUGCAUCAGACCGGAAACACAAAUUCGUGCAUCAAGUUUCACUGUUCUCUGCGUUGCAAAGUACAAGCUUGGUAAACUCUGACCUGCGAAAUUGCAUCACUUGACUGUGUGAGACCAAUCGAAGUUCAAAACAUGACCUCGCUGGACAGCAAAUUAAAUUAUGGACCAAUCGCUCACUUUUUUUAAUGUCUAAUCAUCUUGUUUAAUCCCGCCCCUUUUCGCAGCGCCGUACAACAGAAUUUUGCAUGCUCAAACUCUAGUGUGACCGCAGCUUCGGUGUGGGAUGAGUAUAUGUGGUGGAGUGUGAGAAGACUGUUAUUACAGCUCCAAAAUUGAAACUGCACCAGACAAUUCACACUGGAGAGAUGGUACAAGUGUUCACACUGUGACAAGAGGUUUAAUCAGUUAACAUAUCUGAAACGCACUGGAGAAAAACUGUACAGAUCUGAUCAGUGUCUACAGAGUUUCGCUUAUACGGCGCAGUUUAAUAAACACGUGGACAAAAAGUUGCACACAUGACAUGAAUGCAGCAAAACACUUUCUCAUGUUCACAGGAUGUUUCAUGUCUGAAUAAUGUUUAAAAGGCUGAGUGACAGCAUUCUGUUUUUCAACACACCCACACUGCAGUAGGUGGGGUUGUAAAUGUGUUGCGCUCCUCGCGUUUACCGUAAACACAAUGGUGGCGGCUGAGAGAAGAACAGUUUGUUUUUGAUGAUGUUCUUUGUCUGACUCCCUGAAGGAGAAACAAAUCUCUGGGAAGACACUGCUCAUCAAAGAAGGUGGAGCUCCAGGACGGUUAGUUUGCAGUAUAACAUGGCCUCAAGUUUAGAAAGCCCAUUCAAUUGUCCUGUGUUGCAUCUUUUAUUGGUAAAGUUUAUUUACUUUAAGGUUCUAGAUUUUUUCUAGUUUACUACAUUUACUUGUUGAAGUAGAAUACAAACUUGAUAAAUAUUUUAUGAUUUAGGUAGAGUGACAGGAAUUAAGUUAUACAAUAUUAAUACAGUGUGAUGAUCCCAAGACUCCAGAUUGGAGUAUGGGGUAAAUCCUGAUUGGAUGCCUGCAUUACUUAUCAAUGGGUAUAUAAAAGUUGUAGCUAGCUACUCCAGGACGCUGUGGGUACUCGGGAGUCCUCAUGUCAAGACCUGUCAUCUCAUUGACUCUUUAACCUUAUGGUUUUGUUUUGCAUUACUUAUGUCAUGUACUUAAAGUGUUGUUGUGAUUAUAUCCUAAGUUCUUUAUCUUCAUUAUUAUCCCUAGACAUUUGUUGGUAGCUUUGAUUGAUUGUUCUAUGAGUGACAUUUUAUAAUAAAUAGUUUGCAUUCA